AUGUUCGUAUUAUUAUUAAUUCUGUUGUUAACUCCCAACAUUGGUUAUGCUCUCCAAUGUAUAACUAAUUGUUCACUUGGCGCUUAUCUCUUCAGCCAAAAAUUUAAUAUUCCUGAUGGAAAAUGUCAACAACGAGUUUCAAAAUCUGUUUGCUCUAUAUUGAUGACAUUUGACUAUCACACGAAUUUGUAUUAUGUAACUUUUAGUAGUCUUAUAGAAUCGGUAGAUUAUUUUAUUAUUUCAUCAUUACCCUAUCUUUCUUAUUCAAUCAAUUAUCAAUGUUCAAAACAAACUGAUUGUGUUCUUCAAUAUGGAACGAAUAGAAUCGAUGAAAUGGUUGGCCGAGCCUAUAAUGCACGAGACAUAUACGGACAGCUAGCUCCAAUUAUUGGAAAUUCUUUAAAAAAUACUUCAAUUCAAUGUUAUAAUAUGAAAAAUGAAAUAGUCAUAUGUUCAUCAGAUGAAAUAUGUUCAAUAGAUUUUGAUCAAUUAGAAAAUAGAAUUAUAUCACGUGAUUGUAAACAAAGUUAUGGACCCAGAGUUUAUGUUUAUGAUCGUGAGGAUCGUGUAAAAUUAGAGGUUGAAUGUAAUCGUAAUUUAUGCAAUACUAAUGAAGUCAUUUCACAAAUCAAAAUAGUAUUAAAAAAUAAUGGAUUAACAGAUGCUAACGGAAGACGAAUUGCCGAUGGAAAUAAACAAACAAUUUCUUCACUAUUAAUGACAUUUUCUUUGUUUUUUAUUAUUUUUUAUCAUUUAUGA
This is a messenger RNA of Rotaria sordida, 759 nucleotides long. NCBI's taxonomy places the organism in Eukaryota, Metazoa, Rotifera, Eurotatoria, Philodinida, Philodinidae. The record is from the annotation of a GenBank genome assembly.